AUGUCUGCCUCCAACCCUACUGCGGUGGACAACUCAGAGUCCCUCCGCUCAUCCGCAUCUUCUACAAAUGGUUAUAGCAACAACGAAGACAAGAACUUGGCCAUGGAAAAUGAAGAACAAGAACAGGACCCAGAACCUUUAACUGACGAAAACUUUUUCACAAACGAUGCCGCUAACCCACAACAAUUAGAGGCUGGGCAAUUGAACAAAUUCAGAACUGCUACCGACGAGAUGUCCGAAGUCGAGUCCAAUAUCGAAUUGCAAAGAAGAGUCACAAGACAGACCCUUGGCUACGAUGACUUGGUGAAAACAGCCACGAGUACAAGUAAGCCAAUGCCCCCAAUGGGUAAUGGCCGACCAUUCCCACCGCACCCAGGCUCACGCGACCCUUAUGUUGUGCAAUUUGACGGACCAGAUGACCCAGACCACCCAAAGAAUUACACCUUGUGGAGAAAAUUGACCUACACCGCAGCAGUCGCAAUGAGUGCAUUGAGUGUGAGUAUGGGGUCAGCAAUGUUUGCUGAAGCAACCGAGGAGUUGAUGGUGAUUUACCACAUUGGUACCUCGGUUGCAGCCUUGGGUACGUCAUUGUUUGUGUUUGGUUUCGCCGCAGGUCCCGUCAUUUACGGUCCACUUUCAGAACUAUUUGGAAGAAAAAUCAUUAUGGUCCCCAGUUGUUUAGGAUACACCUGUUUCUCAUUUGCCGUUGCCACUGCUAAGGACUUGCAAACAAUUAUGAUUUGUCGUUUCUUUGCUGGUUUCAUUGGUGCAGCACCAUUGGUGGUUGCCCCAGCAGUCAUGGCCGAUAUGUUUACAGCAAGGACAAGAGGUACGGCAAUCACGAUUUUCGCCAUGGUCUUGUUUGGUGGACCCAUGUUGGCACCAAUUUUGGGUGGUUUCACCGUCAAGAAUAGUGCAUUGGGAUGGAGAUGGACCUCAUACUUUUGUGGAAUCAUUGGUGCUUUUGCCUUGGUUUUGAACGCCUUUGUAUUGCAAGAAACCCAUCAUCCAAUUAUUUUGAAACGUAGAGCCGAGGAAUUGAGAAGAAGAACAGGAAACUGGGGAAUUUACGCACCACACGAGGAAAUCACAUUGGACAUCAAGGAAAUUUGCGAAAAGAACAUUAUGAGACCAUUGGUUAUGCUUUUCACCGAGCCCAUCAUUUUCCUUAUUAGUUUGUACAAUGCGUUCAUUUACGGUAUGCUUUACUUAUUCCUUACAGCAUUGCCAUUGAUUUUCAUUGGAAACUACCACUGGUCACAAGGAGUUGGUGAACUUCCAUAUUUAUCAAUGUUGAUUGGUGUUUUCAUUGGUGGAGGUGCAAUCAUGUUUUUUGAAAAGCGUUAUAACCAAAAGAUGGAUGCAAAUGGAGGCAAACCCGUUCCGGAAGAGAGGUUACCACCAUUGAUGGUUGGUGGUUUUACAUUCGUCAUUGGUAUGUUUUGGCUUGGAUGGAGUGGUGCGUACGCCGAACAUGUGCACUGGAUUGUGCCCACUAUUGGUGCGGCAUUUGUUGGUAAUGGGCUCAUGAUGAUCUUUUUACCAUGCUUCAACUAUAUUAUUGACUGUUACUUGCUCUACGCUGCCUCGGCGCUUGCAGGAAACACAUUUAUUAGAUCUGCAUUUGGAGCUGCAUUCCCACUUUUCGCUAGACAAAUGUUUGUUAAUAUGAAGAUCCAAUGGGCAAGUACACUUUUGGGAUGUUUGGGCUUGGCUAUGAUUCCCGUACCCUUUUUGUUUUACAAAUUUGGUAAACGUGUUAGGGCCCACUCUAAGUAUGCGUUUGUUUUAGAAUAG
Molecule: messenger RNA, 1797 nt
Organism: Lodderomyces elongisporus
Lineage: Eukaryota; Fungi; Ascomycota; Pichiomycetes; Serinales; Debaryomycetaceae
Product: MFS transporter
Exons: 1
Coding region: 1-1797 (598 amino acids)
Biological process (GO): transmembrane transport
Cellular component (GO): plasma membrane
Molecular function (GO): transmembrane transporter activity
Source: RefSeq, a predicted model, not a curated record